UGUAUGUACCUCAUUUUCUCUCGGAACCAAAGAGCCAGUUAUCGAUUGUACACACACGGAAUUCAUUAGGAUCAGACACACAGGCAAGAUGGCGGAGGGAGAUUCAUGGGAUGCUGACACUUUCGACCCGGACGAGCUGGCGGCUAUCGGGACCAAGAAAACUGUUGUGGCGGAUAAAUGGGAAGGCGAGGACGACGAUGACGAUAUCAAGGACAACUGGGAUGAUGACGAGGAGGAAUUUAAAAAAGCAGAAGAGAAAAAAGCUGCAGAGACAAAACUUUCUGAAAAGAAGAAAUUAGCUGAAAAAAUCAAAGAAAAGGAAAGUUUACAAAUGAAAAAACAAGAAGAGCUGAGAAAACGGUUAGAGGAAUCACAGGAAACAGAACUCUCACCGGAGGAUGAGCUUGCAGAGAAACUCAGAGUGAAGAAGUUACAGGAGGAAGCUGAUCUUCUAUUGGCUCAGGAGGCUUUCGGUGUCGUCAACAACGUAAAAGGAAUUGAUGCUAUAAGCCCGUCUUCUAAAGAUGACUUCACAGAGUUUGAAAAGUUGUUAAAAGACAAGAUAUCACCUUUCGAGAGUUCAAUACACUAUUCCGGCUUCCUGGAGUCCUUGUUUCGAGACCUCUGUCUCUCAUUGGAGGUGGAGGACUUGAAAAGAGUCAGCAACUCCCUCACAGUCUUACUAAGUGAGAAACAGAAACAGGAAAAGCAGCUGAAUAAAGGAAAGAAGAAGAAGAAAGGCCUGGUUUCUGCCGGAGGGAUGAAGUCCAAGAUGAAGGAUGACCUAGCGGACUACGGCGAGUUCGAUGGAGGUUACGUACAAGACUACGAGGACUUCAUGUGACGUGACACCAACCGAGUGCUGCGUCUCAAACGGCACCCUGUUCCCUAUGUAGAACCCUUUUUAUAUAGGGGAUAGGGUGACAUUUAGUAGGCUUCCACUGUCUGUCCCCCAUUCCCUCUCCACUCUGCUCCACCCAACCCCCUCAGAGCAUGACCUAUGACCUAUUCUACUGCCCAGAGCCAUCCAAUGAUAACCACCCUUAUGUCGCCCACCGCCAGCCGCACACAAACUCGAUUUUGAAAGAAGGGUUGAAUGGUUUGACCAAGAACGUCUGAUUUCCUCGAAAACUGACUGACCAAUAAGACUGUUCUGGAUACCAAUAUGUUUCACCUCCCAUAAUGAGAUGCAAAAACACAGCAGCAAACUUUUUAAAGUUUUUUUUCCCCCCAAAACCUAGAAUGGAUUUAAUUGUAUCUUUUUAAAAGAAAUGAUCUGUCAACAAAAUUAAUUGUUACUGUUUGACGAAAGGAAAAUAUAUUUUGUGUUCCAUGCAAAUCAGAUUCUUACUAUUUUUCUCAAGUAUUAUAAAAACAUUUAUUUUUAUUUAUUUUUUACUCAAAGGAUGGCUAUUGGCAUUCUGAAAUAUAACACUGCUUUUGUUAUGUAAAGGAUAUAGUUCUCCAGAUGUCAGUUCGGUGCUCAUCACAUAUUACACUUGGGAAUAUAUUGAUCCUUGACGACAUAUCGUAUUUUUCAGGAGAACAUGUCCAGAAGGAGUUUAGGACCAGUUGAGAAAAGCAACCCAGGAAUGAACAUGUUGCAUGGUUACAUAGUCUUCAAAUAUAUUUUUUAUUUGUUGAAUUCCUAAAUUCUGUGUUUUAUAGAAUGGUUAAAGAUUGAUUACUUCUAGUUGUAAGGAGGGUAAUAUUGCCCUGAACAUCCUUCCCCCUUUACAUUAUUUAAAUUUUUCUAGGAAAAUAAUACAAAAUGUUACUAUAAAGUAAUUUUAAGGCUAGGAAGUAUCGAAGCCACACAAAGUCAAUGUGUGAACGUAGGCCCAUAUACUGCUGAAAUGAACAUGAUGUAACCAUAAUCUUAACUGUCAGUGUAUUUUAAUGGAGAAAUGAUGGAGCUGAAAAUAAUCUGUUAUGUAGCGUUUCAAUAAAUAGCCGUAGGGUACUACUCCGUGUCAGAUAGAAAACACAGCGCUGAACAUUUCAUCCUGGGCCUAUGUUCACAAAGCAUCUGGGUAGAUAUGCUGAUCUAGGAUCAGGUGCCCCCCCCCCUCUUAUUCAUUAUGAUCAGAAAAGGCUAAACUGAUCCUAGAACAGCACUGCUACGCUGAGAAACCCUGUAUAAUCACUUCCACUGAGUUGAAGCAACAAUCAUUCUAGGUCUCCUUGGCAUAACUUUGCACGGCUUGUAUCAAGUGAGGUGAGAAACAGACCAAAUGUAUUAGGAAAGAAGGUUGUACUGGGAUAAUAUCACUUGUUUUUGUUUUUCACAACACAUUUUCAGGAUUGGUAAUGGAAAUAGAAAUAUAAUAUUAAAUACUAGUUUUUAUUUUUAUUUUAUCCACCUAAUUUAAUAAAAUCGUUAAAAUUA
Molecule: messenger RNA, 2389 nt
Organism: Salmo salar (Atlantic salmon)
Lineage: Eukaryota; Metazoa; Chordata; Actinopteri; Salmoniformes; Salmonidae
Gene: eif3ja
Product: eukaryotic translation initiation factor 3, subunit Ja
Cellular component (GO): eukaryotic translation initiation factor 3 complex; cytoplasm
Molecular function (GO): translation initiation factor activity
Source: RefSeq, a predicted model, not a curated record